UUCAUUCAUUCGAUUCAUUCAUCGCUGCACCGAGUAAAAACCGACUGAUAUGGACGCCGGUGUAGAAGAUGGCAGAAGAGAGAUGUUCAGGGGAUUUUAGGCGGAUUGGAGGUCAAAAUUUGUUUCGAGGAUAAUCACACAGAAAAGUCGGAUCCUGUGUGUGUGUGUGUUUUUUACGCCAAGUUCCAUUUUUCGGAAUAAAAUCAAGCUAGCCGGGGAGUGUGUUAUGGUUUUUGCCCAGCUCCAGUCCCUCUGCCUGGCGGCCCAUAGCGGCGAACAGCACCGGGCAUGACCGCUGGCUCUGAACUGUGACUUUCUGCCUGAUUUUCUAAUAGGAAUAUCGAUUAAAUCUCACGUUAUGAUUUCGCUAAUCUGACCGAAUCAGCUGGUUUGGGGUUAGCAAGUGCGGCUACAUGUUAGCUAGCUAUGAGUGUGUGUGUAUGUAUGCCUGUAUGUAUGUAUGUGUUUGUGUGCGCGCGCGUGCGUGCGCGUGCACGUGUAUGGGGACACCCUGCUUAACUGACUCUAGAUGUGAUUGAAUGGAGAUUUUUUUUUUAUUAUAAAUUGUGUUCUUUGUUGUUUUUAUUUUUGGUAUUUUCACACCAUUUACUAUACCACAUACUGAAUACAAAAGAAUUACAACGACUUUAUUAAGCUGUAAUGUUUAUGAGAGAGCGUUAAUCUAUAACUAAUCUUAUUCGGUUUACACUGAAAACGUGAAAAAAAUCUAACAAAUGAACACCAAGAUUAAAAUAUGACAUAAAUCAUAUGCUUAAAUACACUAAAUUUAAUAAAUGACCUAAUUUCGACACGGUAUAGUGUAUAAAUUGACUAAAAUUGGUGAAAUAAACUUUAACAGUUGGUUAAUUACCGUGUUAUAAACAGAUAAUUCAUUUCUGUUCACCGAAAUCCACUCCUCAGUCCUUAGAACCUUUUUUAUGAUUUUAUUUUAGUCUCUAAAGACUUAAAAUGUUAUUUUUUUAAAAGGUUUUAAGUGAAUCUGAGGUCACGGUGAACUUAUUGAACUUGAAACUUAGGGUUAGCAUUAGCAUAGCAGGUGGGGUGAAUGUGAAGAAGUCAGUCAAAGCGGAUGAAAAUGAGAUUUAAUUCAUUUUUAAAGUGUUUUAUCAAACUUUCCAAGCAAGUGGCGAUUUUAUAAGAAAGAAAAGGAAGGAAAAAAGAUUAGUCAAUUCGGCUUUUUAAAAAAAAAAAUGAUUUAAACCGUCCUCUCGUUCCAACAUGCUAAUGUUGCUAAUUAGCGUUUAUGCAAAUGACAGUUAGGCGCGAGCCGGUCAGGAGGCAGCGGUUAGCCCGCUAGCUAAGCUAGCAGAGUUAGCGCUCUGCUUUGUGGAGAUGUCGGAAGAUCGAUGUGUUUGUGAGGUCGGAUGUCAGAUUUUAUUUUGUAGGUGACAUUUUGUUGUUUGUUUUUAUAAAAACAAAUCAAACAUUUGAGAUAAUUGUGGCUGAAGUCAGGAAAACGGCUCCAUUUUUUUUUUUUUUUUUUAAUUCCCCUCAGCUCGCCAUGGCAGCAGGCGCGCGCUCCACAUCCCGAUGCGCGCGCACCAGUCAGCAGUGUGUUUAAUACAGACUGAGAGAUUCUGCAGUGUAUUGUGUUGCAUGUUGUGUGUGUAUGUGUGUGUAUGUGUGUGUAUGUGUGUGUGUGGGUUUUGUUUGUGCAAUGGCCUAUCUAAAUGGACCCAGAUUACUGGACUGGGCGAACUCUCCUCCUCACCUCCAGUUCAAUAGAUACGUCCUGACCGGCUACAGACCCAUCUCCUCCGUGCAGGACUGCAUCAGGAGCCUGUUUUACCUGCACAAUGAGCUGGGAAACAUCUACACACACGGCAUCCCUCUGCUGUGUUUCUUGGUGCUGCUCCCCCUCAACAUGCCCUGGUCUCAGAUCAGUGUGACGUGGCUGGGCGUGGUCCACUUCCUGGCCUGUUUGUCUCCUCAGCUCGGCUCCGUCCUCUAUCACCUGUUCAUGAACCACGAGGGCGGAGAACCCGUCUACAAAAAACUGCUCACCUUAGACAUGUGCGGCAUCUGCAUGAUUACCACUCUGGGCGCUCUGCCCAUCGUCUACAGCACGCUGCUGUGCUACCCGUUGCUGCGCGGCGCCGCCCUGCUGGCCUACAUCGCUCUGUCCAGUUACGCCAUCCACUGCGCAGUGACGGCGCGGAGCAGCGUGCGCCGCUUGCGCUCGUUCGCCGGACAGGCGCUGUUUCGCUUCUUCUUCCUGGGGUUGCGGUGGGUGGGCGUGGGCGGGGGAAGCCCCACGUCGCUAAGACACUUCCUCACCAUGGAGGCGCUGGCGGUGUUGGGCGGAGUCAUCAACAUCGCCCGCGUGCCCGAGCGCUUCUGCCCCGGUCUCUUUGACUACUGGUGCAACAGCCACCAGAUCAUGCACGUCCUGGUGGUCGGCUCCAUCCUCUCGCUGCACUGGGGCGUCCUGGACGACCUGCUGUGGAUCAACAUCUACGACUGUCCGGCAGACUGACCUCUGAUUGACCUCUGACCUCUGGGGCGGGGUUUUUUUCCAAGGAAUCCUAUCCUGACUGGUCUCGAUGAGAUUUCUUUUUUUCUUUUUUUUUUUUUUUUUUUGUUUUGUUAUUAGAAUUUGACAUGCAUCAGGUUUUCUUUAGACUCAGGGAGGGGUCACAAGCUCUGACCUUUGACCUCUUGACUCUUGUUUGUAUCCAGGGGGUUUGUGAUUCAUAGGAUUCAUUUGCAAACUUGGGAUUCCUGUGUAGAGAUCUGACCUUUGACCUCGGGGUGCAGAUUAUUGUUCAUCCUCGCAGUUCGACAUGCAUUAAGCACUGAUAAGGGCGGGGAUGUGGGGUGGGGGGUAAUAUAUAUGUGUGUGUGUGUGUGUGUUUGUUGAGGGGACGGCGGGGGGGUUGUAACAACAU
Molecule: messenger RNA, 2909 nt
Organism: Pangasianodon hypophthalmus (striped catfish)
Lineage: Eukaryota; Metazoa; Chordata; Actinopteri; Siluriformes; Pangasiidae
Gene: paqr4a
Product: progestin and adipoQ receptor family member IVa
Exons: 3
Coding region: 1631-2497 (288 amino acids)
Cellular component (GO): membrane
Molecular function (GO): signaling receptor activity
Source: RefSeq, a predicted model, not a curated record